GGAUGCUCGGUGUGUCACAAGAUCUUCCCCCUGCAGCGCAUGUUGACUCGUCACCUCAAGUGCCACAGCCUGGUGAAGAGACAUCCAUGUCGAUUUUGUGGCAAAGGAUUCAACGACACCUUUGACCUCAAGAGGCACAUGAGAACACACACAGGUAUCCGUCCCUACAAAUGUGAGCUGUGUGAGAAAGCUUUUACCCAGCGAUGUUCUCUGGAGUCCCAUAUGAGGAAGAUUCACGGUGUUCACCAGCAGUAUGCCUAUCGACAGAGACGGUCAAAGAUUUUUGUGUGCGAGGACUGUGGCUUUACCUCGAGUCGGCCUGAUGAAUAUUUCCUCCAUGUGAGACAGCAUCACCCCAGUAGUCCUGCCCUCCGCAGAUACUAUCGCCGCCAGGCGCACGAGAGCAGCAGCUUUGCAUCGACAGAUCCUAAACUCAACCCCUACCUGUUAUACUCAGCCCCUGCAUACUACAUGUAG
Molecule: messenger RNA, 477 nt
Organism: Nothobranchius furzeri (turquoise killifish)
Lineage: Eukaryota; Metazoa; Chordata; Actinopteri; Cyprinodontiformes; Nothobranchiidae
Product: putative transcription factor ovo-like protein 3
Biological process (GO): regulation of transcription by RNA polymerase II; epidermal cell differentiation
Cellular component (GO): nucleus
Molecular function (GO): DNA-binding transcription factor activity, RNA polymerase II-specific; RNA polymerase II cis-regulatory region sequence-specific DNA binding
Source: RefSeq, a predicted model, not a curated record